This is a messenger RNA of Momordica charantia (bitter melon), 2421 nucleotides long. RefSeq names its product DNA-binding bromodomain-containing protein. Lineage: Eukaryota; Viridiplantae; Streptophyta; Magnoliopsida; Cucurbitales; Cucurbitaceae. Gene Ontology annotation, molecular function: protein binding. The record is from RefSeq and is a predicted model, not a curated record.
CUAGACGGUCAACUCAACAGAGAGAGCCCCAUAAACCCUAGACUUAUCUUCUUCCUUCGCCCUCUUCGCGCGGUGUUUUCUUCGAGGGGGGCUCUUCGCCCUCUCUCUACCACUUCCUCCGCUGCUUCCGUCCUUGCAUCUCUUCAAUCUCCACUUGAUUCCGGUCUAAUUUCGAGAUCAGUAGUUCGUUCAUCAUUCCUUGUUUGUUUGAGGGAUGCUGCUUUUCUGAUGGUCUUGGUUGCUUUUAAAGAUUAAUUAUCUAGCUUUCUCCUAGUAUCAGAUUUCUUGACAUUUCUUGGUUCAAAAUGAUUGCCACUGAAACCAUCGUACCAAGUAAAAAGCUGAAAAUUAAAUUUUCUGGAAAACGAGUUGAAGAUCAUCCAGGUCCACAAUCGUGCGACUUUGGGAAGCUUGUUGGACAGAAGUUGUCAUUUACUGGAAGGAAUGGGUUGAAUGUGGAUAGUGCAUUCAAGUAUUCAUUGAAUGCUUUCAGUACUGGUAAGACCCUUGCUGCUACCUGUUGCAAGUCAAAAUCUUCUAUCCCACUCAAUGUUAAGCGUAAAGCAACUCAGGAUAUAGAAUCUCCAAGAGAGAAGAAGCAGAAGUUGGACCGGAGCACAACACAACAAUGCUCUUCGAUUUUAAAAACGCUGAUGUCCCAUCCAUGUGGUUGGGUUUUCAACAAGCCUGUGGAUCCUGUGUUAUUGAAAAUUCCUGACUACUUCUCAAUCAUCACUGAUCCUAUGGAUUUAGGAACUGUCAAAUCCAAACUAGGGGGAAAUAUGUAUCGGGCAAGUGAAGAAUUUGCAGCUGACAUUAGGUUGACAUUUUCGAAUGCCAUGCUUUACAAUCCUCCUGAUAACAGUGUUCAUAAGAUGGCCAAGGAACUUAACGAAGUUUUUGAGAAGAGAUGGGAACAGAUAAAGGAAAAAUGGGUUAGUGGAAAAUCAAAUCUUCAUCGUGAAAAACUUCCAAAUGGACCAGCAGGAGAAAAGGUUUCCAGAACUCCAUCUUCUCACAAUAUUUUAUCGCAUAAGAAGUCAAUAUUAUCUGAAAAGAGUUUCACCAAGCCGUCUUCAAAUUCAAAUGGUGCUGAGGUUGAUCGUGCUAAAACACUUCCAACUUGUGCGCCCAAGCCUCCCAGGAAGAACUUCCAUAAAGGCACAGAAACUGGCAGUAAACAUGGUUGUAGCUCCUUUGAUAAACAAACUUCGAGACAGGUUGUCAGUAAGUGUACAAGAUGUGGUAGCAUUCCAUGUCAGUGCUGCUCUUCUUUGGAUUUUGGCCAUGCAUCUUCUGGUGAUCAAUCUAAUGAGAGCUUAUUGCCAAGAGAAAAUCCAGAUGUCGGUGGUCCCUGUCCCUGCAAACCAGAUUCUCAAACAAGGAGCUUGUCAGCUUCCCAGACGUCCAAGUCAGAUCCAGAUUCUGAUGGGAUUAGAAGUAUUUUGGAGGAUGAAAGCAAACCUCCCUGUGAUCAGUCUUUUACCCUAAUGGCAAAUGUUACUCUCGAGGAAGAGAGUUCUACCCCAAUUUUUGAUGUUCAGCUUUCACCAAAGAAGGCUCUCCGUGCUGCAAUGCUUAAGAGUCGCUUUGCUGAAACCAUUUUGAAAGCUCAACAGAAGACACUUCUUGAUCUUGGUGAUAAAGUUGAUCAACUCAAGAUGCAACAGGAGAAAGAGAGGUUAGAAAAGAGGCAGCGUGAAGAGAGAGCUCGUCUAGAAGCACAAAUAAAGGCUGCUGACAUGGCCUUGCGACUAAAAGCAGAGGCUGAAAAGAAACAGCAACGAGACAGAGAAAGAGAAGCCUCUCGUAUGGCUGUUCAGAAGAUUAAAAGGACUGUUGAACUGGACCGUAAUCUAGAAAUUCUAGAGGAGCUGGAGAAGCUCUGUGGAGGAGUCCUCUUCAUCCAACAUCACCGUGGUAUCGCAUCUGCAAUGGUGAAGAGGUCAUUUGACAAGGUUCAGUUUCAGAACCCUUUAGAACGACUCGGUUUGUUUAUCAAGGAUGAAUACCUGGAAGACGAAGAUGACGAAAUGAUCUGUGGGGAGGAGGUAGAGAUUUUUUCCAGAAGUUAAAGACUUCCAUCUAUGUUUAUUAAGGGGAGUGAAUUUGACUGCUUGACCAUUUGCCGUUUGGUGCAUGGGAAGCAAUAUUUGUAAAUGGUAUUCAAUAUUUUGUUGGAGUUAGGAUUUAGGACCUUUCGAGUUCUCUAACUGAAGUAAGUAGUGUUGUAUAGCCCGAAGUUUAUGAAUGGGAAGCAGAAAAAUGACAAGGAUACCUCAAAAAGAAAAAAAAAAGAUGGAAAAAUUAAAAUUAAGUGAAUAAACAUGUUAGAUGCUGCAGCUGUCUAUUUCUCUUUUUUUGGGUUCUGUUAUGAUUCUGGUUUAAAUGUAAGUGGUAGGUGAAAUUACAAUUUUUGUC